This is a messenger RNA of Danaus chrysippus (African queen), 723 nucleotides long. The record is from the annotation of a GenBank genome assembly. NCBI's taxonomy places the organism in Eukaryota, Metazoa, Arthropoda, Insecta, Lepidoptera, Nymphalidae.
AUGGAUUGGACUAAUGAUGUUGUAUUGAGAUUUUUGGAAUUAUACCAAAUGCAUCCGUGCAUUUGGGAUCCCCGAAACGUAGCCCACAAAAACAAAACGAAAGUGGACGACGCGUGGUGUGUUAUAAAGAAGGAAUUGGGAUUUCCAGGGACUAUAAAGGAAUUAAAAAGGAAAAGAGAGUCAUUAAUGUCAGCAUACAGGGGAUAUAAGACUAAAAUUAAGAAAUCUGUGACAAAUUCUGGUUCUUCCGAUGUUUAUAGACCUACAUGGUUUGCAUUUGAUUUUAUGGAUAGUUUUCUAGCACCAGUGUAUACAUGCAAGCCACCUCUAAAUACUGAGGUAACAAUGACAACAGCCAGAAAACAGCAGAAUCCAUCUGAACUUGAACAAGUUAAAAACCAAAUGGAUAAAGCAUUUAAGAUUAUCGAAACAGCGUCACAAAGACAGUUAGAUGAUGAUGAUGAAUGCAAUAUCUUCGGGAAACUGAUUUCAAAGAAGCUGCGUAGAUUACCAGUUGAUAAACGAGACUUGAUGAUGAGAAGAAUUAAUAAUAUGAUUUAUGAGGAAAUCAUCAAUAUGGAAGAUGAUGAUGAUGGAGCAAUUUCAUCACCAAUGCGGUCAUACCCAAGUAGAAAAGCUAUAAAAGUUGAAGAUGAGAAUUAUUUGACUUUUGACGUAAAAUCCCCACUUUCAGCAAAUGAAGAUCAUGACAAUGACUUCUAA